Racocetra persica is the source of this 399-nucleotide messenger RNA. NCBI's taxonomy places the organism in Eukaryota, Fungi, Glomeromycota, Glomeromycetes, Diversisporales, Gigasporaceae. The record is from the annotation of a GenBank genome assembly.
AAAAACAGUGGGUUCGAUGUACUACAAAUGUAAAAAUAAAUUUUGAAAAUGAUGUCAAUAUUAAUAAAUUAUAUGAUAGUGAAACAAUUAAUAUUCAACAAAAUUCUCUGAAGGAAAUUGAAGGAUGGGAAGUUGUUAUUAAGAAUUUAAAUGAUUCAUCAAACAUUGCUGAAGAUUUUUUUGACGAGUGGAAUAGGCACUUCUCUUUUCAAAAAUCUUGUGAAAUAUUUAAUGUUUGGAGAUCAUCUGAUGAACUUAAUUAUUCCUCUACAGAAUUGAAUUCUUCAACACCUAUUCAUCCAAAAGCUAUCUAUACUAGUAGACAUCACAAAUAUACAAAUCUUCCUGAUCCUGUAAAUUCAAUUAAAAUUCCACAUUUCGAUAUGGAAAAAUAUAGUG